GAAAGGGACGCGACCCCGACGGAUUCAGCUUCUGUCCGGCGUCUCGUCGAACUUCGGAGUUGCAGUUUUCAUUAGCCGCCGGCAGGCAGACGAGUUCAAUCCGGCUAUCUGAUGCAGGUUUCUCGUUUCCUUGUCUUCAAUUUUAUCUUGCUAUUAAUAUUUUGUUUUGGUUAGAUGCUUCAGCUUAUUGGCCUUGGCCCUUCAGAAUUUUUGGUAACUUCUUGGACCAUGCACAUAGGGAUAGGUUAAAUACCAGUGAUUAGCUACGGAACCAGCGCUUCAUGGCUUCUUCUUGUUCUUUUCAUUUAAAUCAAUAAUAGUGAGAAAUGAAUGUGGCUCUUGACCGCUUUGUCUUGUCCGAUUUCUUUGUGAUCGACGCUGCCUAAAUUGUCAGCUCUGUCAGUUACCAUUCCAUUCUUUCUCCUCUUUCGUGAAUAUCGAAAGCGCAAAGCUCCGAUUGAUUUUAGCUUCCUGUCUAAAUUUUUUCAGCUCUCUUUGUCCAUUGCUGUCCGUGUUGUGAUGCAUUUUCGGAGAAUGAUUUUCUUAAUUUUAUCUUAAAUGUACAGUUAUCGUGUGAUUUGCUUCUUCAAUUUUGGUAUUCCCGUGAUCACUGAAAACUCCAAGGUCUCUAGGAACCAUGCCUUGAUUAUUUUGAAUGGAAUUUCUUGCUUGUAAUUAUGUGUGAUGAUAGAAAAAUUGUAGUACAAAAAUGGAACAUAAAAAGAUGGUGAGUUAUCGUAUUUUGCAGAGCAACAUGCAGCUAGUUUGAGUCUUUGGAAUUUGAUUUUAUAGUUUAAAUCAUGCAACUAAUUUGAGUUUUAAGAUUUCUUUUUAAUAUAAAUGCGGUAUAUUUAGGCCUUUUAAUCUCUUUUCUUGAAUUACUUGUAUUAGUUUUUUCUUUCAGAAUUUGCUGAAGCUGUAUAAAUAUUAGUUACUUAGUUUGAAGUUUCUAAGAAGAUUCAGUUAAUGAUAGAAGAGAAAAGCAAAAGAAAAAAUGAUUAAUAGAUAAGUGGAUACAAUCAUCUAUGCUGGUUUGUUAUUCUAACUUGUACUUGCUGCUAGAGUUCCAUCUGUCCUGUAUGUUUGGCUUGCUGUGGUGAUUGACAUCAGAGAAGAAGCUAACAUCGUCAAUUCAGAAAGAAAGAAAGAAAGGAUUACAGUACUCUGCUUGGCUUUUGGAUUAUUUUAGUGUCUGAUCUCUGCUAUGAACAACAAUCUGGUAUUUCUUGCAAGAACUCUUGCAACAAGAUUUCACAGCCCAUCUACAUUGCGAUUCUUUUGUUCAUCAUCCUCAGAGUCGUCUCCUCCUUCCAGCAACAGACUCUUUGUUGGAGGGUUGUCAUGGUCAGUGGAUGAGAAGUCUCUCAAAGAUGCUUUCUCUUCAUUUGGUGAAGUCACUGAAGUGAGGAUAGCAUAUGAUAAAGACAGUGGUAGGUCUAGAGGGUUUGGAUUUGUCAUAUUUUCGGAUGAAGAUAAAGCCAAAACUGCAAAAGACGCAAUGGAUGGCAAGGCACUCUUAGGAAGACCGUUGAGAAUAAAUUUUGCUCUUGAGAAGGUCCGUGGGGGACCUGUUGUAGUUCCUCGGAUCUCAGAUAUUGGACACAUAAAUAGGCGCGGCACUUCAUCUAAAACCGGAUAAGCUGUAAUUUGCUACUCACUCUGAUCCUAAAUAUAUGACUUAAUUUGAGGAUUUAUUUUGAUAUUAAAUAUAAGGCUUCAAUUGA
Molecule: messenger RNA, 1724 nt
Organism: Neltuma alba
Lineage: Eukaryota; Viridiplantae; Streptophyta; Magnoliopsida; Fabales; Fabaceae
Product: glycine-rich RNA-binding protein 4, mitochondrial
Exons: 4
Coding region: 1205-1639 (144 amino acids)
Molecular function (GO): RNA binding
Source: RefSeq, a predicted model, not a curated record